Messenger RNA from Drosophila eugracilis, 1133 nucleotides. RefSeq names its product 39S ribosomal protein L28, mitochondrial (gene mRpL28). The record is from RefSeq and is a predicted model, not a curated record. Gene Ontology annotation, molecular function: structural constituent of ribosome. Gene Ontology annotation, cellular component: mitochondrial large ribosomal subunit. The transcript is spliced from 3 exons. NCBI's taxonomy places the organism in Eukaryota, Metazoa, Arthropoda, Insecta, Diptera, Drosophilidae. Bases 161 to 1066 code for a protein of 301 amino acids.
ACAUGCGAACAGCUGUUUUUUCCAAACAGGAAGAGGAAGAGUGCUGUAAGAAGUUGGCCUAGCCAGAAUCAGGGAAAAUAUAGUUUAAUUGUAAAAUCUAGACUGCCUAUAUAGUUUUUAGAUAAUAACAACCAUACACUGCUAGUUUUUUCCACGAAAAAUGGCACACGCCACAUCACAGGGCGUUAAGCUAUUGAACGGAUGGAAGCGUCCGGGUCGCUUUGACAAGGGAUUGGGUGCCCAGCUGCCUGAGGCGUACCGGAAGUUCUGGCGCGAGUGGAAGCUAACAACGCCGGCUGCUGUUCAUUACAUCCCAAAGGAGCGCGAGUGGGAACGCGACGAAGUGACGCACGCCAUAAAGCCGGUGCAAAACAUCCCAUUGCCCCUGAUCGACACCCCUGAGUCGCACAGGGGCAUCUGGGGAGGAGAGGCAGUAAUAAAGGGUUUCCAGAAGCGCCAGCAGACCAAGCGUCGCGUUCCCCACUUUUGGGUGCCUAAUCUUCGACGUUCAGUUGUUCACAGCCAUGUUUUAGACUCCUACAUGUCCGUGGUGGUGACGGAGCGCACGCUGGAGCAGAUCCACGAAUGCCAUGGCUUCGAUCACUAUUUACUUAAGAAUCGAGCCUGCGAUCUUCGCUCGGCUCUCGCCUUGAAGCUCAAGCGAGAAGUCCUACAAUCCUUGCAGAAUGGCGUUCCAGCCUUGGCCGAUGAACCCGAUCGGCAGAAGGAAGUGCUAAAGGAGUACGGACGGUAUCUGGAGUCUUAUACUCCCGAGGAAAUCGACUGGUACGGCCAUACCUACCUGGAGGCAAUACGCAAGCUGCAAAUACAAUUGCGCGAGGCGGAAAAGGUACUGCCGCAUAAGCUAGAGUUCCGUAGCAAGCUGAUUGAUCAGCUGCGGCAAGCUGGAAUAAGCGAAGCAGGAAAGCUAGAGAAUUCGGAUGCAGUUUCGGGAUCUUCAACCGAGCACAAGGAUUCAGACAUCGAAGCGCUAACUAAGCUGGAAUCCUCACCCUCCUCCAGUUGGCUGUCUAAGAUUAAUCCUUUCGGCAAGAAAGAAACCUAGGCCACCUGUCCUCGUUCGUUUUUGAUUUUUGUGUUUAGCCUCGAAAGAAUAAACAUAAUUUCGGAAA